Molecule: messenger RNA, 1678 nt
Organism: Astrephomene gubernaculifera
Lineage: Eukaryota; Viridiplantae; Chlorophyta; Chlorophyceae; Chlamydomonadales; Astrephomenaceae
Source: the annotation of a GenBank genome assembly
CUCCAUACAAGUUGUUAGGCGCCAUUAAACCCUUACUAGAGGAACGGCUUAGCCCCCUUGGGAGUCCAGCUCAAUACCUGAAUUCCCCAAAAUGCAAACAGCAGGUCCCUGCCGGUCGAUUACUACAACGCGGCAGGCCCGCCUGCACGUAUCAUGCUCUGCAAGCGUAUCAAUAUGUCCAAAGCUUAUGCAAAAAGCUCGUGUCUUGGCUGCGGUGGGAUCUGCUUGGCAGCGGCAACCGCAGGAGCCGACGCCCGUUCUGAAAAGCCGCGAGGUGCUAAGGCAGGAGCUGAAGUCUCAGUUAAUGAACACAAAAUGGAUGGGUGCCAUCCUCCCAUUCGCCGCUGCGAUCCCGUCAUCUGCCGGCGCAACCGCUGAGAUUUAUGGGACUCUUGCCAAAGCCCUUGAUAUCUAUCUGCUCGUCCUGACGCUGCGAGUCAUCCUGACCUGGUUCCGAAACAUCAACUGGUACAAUGAGCCCUUCGCCACCCUGCGGCAGUUCACGGACCCCUUCCUCAACACCUUCCGCGGCAUCCUGCCCACCUUUGGCGGCAUCGACGUCUCCUCCAUGAUCGGUUUCCUGCUGCUCAACUUUGUGAGGAACCAGCUGGUGCACCUCUCACGCACCAUGCACUAGACGGGCGCGCGAGCGCCUUCACUUGGUCGCCUGUGCUAGGCAGCUGGUGUGUAGCGUUAUCUAUCUGCGAGCCGUAUGCACUGGUAUCAAGUCGUGCAAACCGCGCUAGCAACCUAGCCAGGCAUGCACCUUGAGCGCUCCGGCUAACAGUGGAAGGGAGGGGUUUGGAGCCGUACAAUUAGGAUAGGGAGUGGUGCUAGGCGGCGGCUGGUGCACAUCUUUCCUGCACCCUGGUUUCGGUGCCUGGUCAGAACCGGUAGCCCAUACAGUAGCUAGGACUGGUUGGCUGUUGUGUUUCUGCCUGUGAGGGCAGGCAGCCAAGGCAGGCUAAUGAACCACUGCAACACCCUAAUUUAGACGGAAAGGACGAAGCGUCGCUCACUUAACCAGUGGCUCCAUGCAGUGCAACUGCAUGUAAGUACUGCAUUUCUAGCCUGCUUUUUGAACUCGGCGGAGGUCCCAAGGCUGGUUGACGUUGAUGUUUGGGGUUGCAGGAUCUGCGGGUAGGGACCAAAGGCAUCCCAGGAACCGGAGGUCCAGGGAAGGAAGGGGACAUGGUGGCAGUAGUACGAGCGGAGCAGGUUGGCAGCAGCGGGAUGGGGGAUAGCGGGGCUAAGUGAGGGGGUCCCGGCAACUGGAUGUGGCGUGUUGCCGACUUCUCUCGGUAUCUGGCUUGCGUUGACGGCUGUUUUACAUGUCGCUGUUGCUGGGUCAUGUGCUGAUGUCCCUAGGUACGCAGGUGGCCGUUGAUGAGGUUGUGACCGUUGACUAACCGUUGAGGUGUUGGUGCUGCGGGGUGCAGCGCGGAUAGGCCAGCAGGACACAACAGCAUGGGGUGAACGCACAAGGAUGCAGAGAAGCAUGCGGGUUCCGAUGUGGAGACAUAUGUGACAUUUGUGGAGAUACGUCGUGGGUUAGGCUGUCCUGUGCAAGCUGGCAGCAGCCACCGUAAGCACCAGUCUCUUCAUCGCGCGGCUUCGUCGUACCGUUGAGUCUCUUGUCACGUGGCUGAAAAACGCACCAAAUGCAAAAUACUUGUUG